AUGGACCCGGAACAGGCCGGACGGCGCGCGGACGCCACGGCGCCCCCGCCGCCUUUCGUGCGCGUCGCCCCCUCGCUCUUCCUCGGGAGCUCGCGCGCCGCGGCCGCGCCAGAGCCGCUGGCGCGCGCGGGCGUCACCCUGUGCGUCAACGUCUCGCGCCAGCAGCCCGGCCCGGGCGCGCCCGGCAUCGCCGAGCUGCGCGUGCCCGUGUUCGACGACCCGGCGGAGGACCUGCUAGCGCACCUGGAGCCCACCUGCGCCGCCAUGGAAGCCGCGGUGCGCGCCGGCGGCGCCUGCCUCGUCUACUGCAAGAACGGCCGCAGCCGCUCGGCCGCCGUCUGCACCGCCUACCUGAUGCGUCACCGCGGCCUCAGCCUGGAGCGGGCCUUCCGGACAGUGAAGAGCGCCCGCCCAGUUGCCGAGCCCAACCCGGGCUUCUGGUCCCAGCUCCAGAAGUACGAGGAGGCCCUGCAGUCGCGGUCCCUCCUGCCCAGGGAGCCGUCGGGCCCGAGUGAGCCCUGAGCGGUCAGCCCUGGAGGACGACCAACCAACCCCAAAGUAGGACGCUCGGGGGUCUCCUGCAUCCUCGAGGUGGGAAGAUGUAGUGCAUGCACUGACGGGAGGCUGGGCCGUCCUCUCCUGCCUCACGUCCCACGGAGUUUUUAUUUUCUGCAGCUUCCCAAAGCUCUCUGUCCCCGCUUGAUGGUAGUGUAGGGGUAUGUUCGCAGAGAACUGGGGAACCGUUCUUCCCCUGGUCCUUAGGUUUACUAGACAGGGCUUGAUCAGGAACAUCAAAACCACUCGGGCAAACUGAGCCAGAAAGACAUUUACUACGGAGAGGCGGAGGGCGGGGAGCCAAGGUCAGGAGAUGGGGAAACCACAGGAGUCACGAGGGCCUGCCACCCUGCCCCUGGCUUCCUUCCACAUUCGAGCCUGCCACCAGCUCAGGCCACGGUGGCUUUCCGAAACAGACUCGGAGCUGCUGUGCCACACGGGUGCGGGUUCGAGGCUCUGUGACAGACUCCGCUUGGGCUCCCUUGGGGCUCUCGGUGCCCACGCCCACUUCCUACCUUACUGACCUUCCGGUUUCGGCCAAGGUCAGGCCCAGACCACACUGACCACCCAUGUGUCUGAGUGCAUUGAUUACUCUGGUUCAGAGGCACCUCAUCUGGGCAUCCUACAGCCUGAAGACUGUACUACAAAAUUAAUCACCCUCAACACUCCCUAAAUAAGAUAAAGGGGAGAGAGUAAAGGAAAAAAGGGAUAAUACAUGAAUUACAGAUGAUGUAGUCCCCGGUUAACACAUACAGUGUACAGAUAACAAAAUAAUGGAUAAAAUACUGCAGUUGGUGUUUAUCAUUUCCCUUGACCCUCAGCCAGUGCCCCGGGUCCUGGUCCUCCCAGUGGGGUGUGUGGAGCCUUCAUCUCGAAGGGCCGAGUGGUCCUGCCUACACUGUGCUGUGCCCUCCGUGGUCUCCUGCACAACCCGGGAGUCCUGAGCGGCAUGAGCGCAGUGCCCCGAGUCCCAGCACAGCAAAGCCCUGCUGCCCCUUCGGAGUCAAGGUCAGGGAGUUUCCUGGAGGUCUAGUGCUUAGGACUCGGCGUUUUCACUGCUGAGGCCUGGGGUCAGUCCCUGGUCGGGGAACUAGGAUCCUGCAAGCCUCACAGCACCCCCCCCCAAAAAAAAAGUGUCAGUCAUUGAGCAGAGCAACUCUGAUGUGUGCCUUGAGGACCCCCAACUGGCUAAGUGGGGUCUCAACCUCCGUGCAGGUGUGUCCCAGACGGAAGCAUCCUACCUGCAGAUGAAAACCUCUGACCAAGCAAAGCCCAAAGGGUGAAGCUUGGGAGCCUGAGCUGUGAGCAAGGCCCUGGGGCGGUUGUGAAGGGGCCUCGUCCUCCCCAGCCUUCCUGCUCCUGCUCUGCCAGCAUGAUGGCCCCUGGCUCAGAGCAUGCCCCACCCCCUGCAGGUCAGCACCCAGCCCUGUGCAGUGCCACGCAUCAGUGGCGCCCAUCUCUAAGAGCCACAGCCCUCGUCAUAACCUGACUUCUGCCACCUUUAUGGAGGGCUCGCCAGCUGCCACCUACUCCCCGCAGGCCCCUCACAGCUCAUGUUGCUUUCCCAUCUACCUGUAAACAAGCGCCUGCCGUUGUCUCCGCGUGGCAGGUGAGGCCGCUGCGGCUCCAUCUGUGCCCUCAGGUGAGCUGAGUGGUGUUUGCCCAGCUGGGAGGUCUACAGCCAGGACCUGAGCCCAGAUCUUUUCCCUGUGUGCUCCUGGUGCUGCACACCCCCUGACCUGCUGACGUGGCCCCGGGUGACACGGGUGCAGGGGUGUCAGAGCCCGGGCCAGGCCUCGGUCUCCCAGCUCCAGUUGGAGAACCGUUCACGUCUGCCUGCCGCCAGAGGCCAGGCAUGCCUCGGACCUCUGUCCCAGGGACAGCACAGCCCCCACCUGACCCCCACAGGCCUCCUGGAAGCCCUCCCACCGCCGUGUCCACCUGCUAACAGAUGAGGCCAGGGACCCGCUCCCCUCCCGGUGCCCGCACACUUGAACAGUGGCACCCAGUCUGUGUUCAUGGGGAGAAGGCUGGGUGCAGAUGCUUCCGCCUACCAAGCCAGUCAGGGUUGGACCAUCCACAGGCUGGUGUAUGGGGCUUCCCUGGCGGUCCAGUGGUUAAGACUGCACCUUGCAAUGCAAGGGACACUGGUCCAGGAUGAUCCCACAUCCCACGGGGCAGCAAAGCCCGUGCGCCACAGAACUGCGGAGGCCUGUGCUUUACAGCCUCUUCUCCACAAGAGAAGCCACUGCAGUGAGAAGCCUGCACACCGCAAGAAGAUCAACCCCCGCCAGCACGACUCGGCAGCAGCAAAGGCCCGCCACAGUCAAAAAAAAUAAAAUAAUAUUUUUUAAAAA
Odocoileus virginianus texanus is the source of this 2912-nucleotide messenger RNA. It is a transcript of the gene DUSP28, whose product is annotated as dual specificity phosphatase 28. The record is from RefSeq and is a predicted model, not a curated record. NCBI's taxonomy places the organism in Eukaryota, Metazoa, Chordata, Mammalia, Artiodactyla, Cervidae. Gene Ontology annotation, cellular component: cytoplasm. Gene Ontology annotation, molecular function: protein tyrosine/serine/threonine phosphatase activity. Gene Ontology annotation, biological process: protein dephosphorylation.